UCUGGUCGAAUUCAAGGCAAACGAUGGCGUUUUGGACGAUAUUACGGCGUUGAUCCAAUUUUGUUAUCAAAGUCCAAUGCCGGAGGUCCUGAAGAAUAUGGUGGUACACUAUGCUGCUUGUCGGGUGGAUGCCUUGUGGCAUAGGUCGGAUUUUCAAAACUUGGUAGAGGAAAAGGGUGAAUUUGCGAAGGCUUUAGUCGGUUCGAUGUUGUCGAAGCGAGUACUGUCUGUAUUUGAAGGGCAUGGCUUGUAAUAAGCUUGAAGAAC
Emericellopsis atlantica is the source of this 267-nucleotide messenger RNA. RefSeq lists its product as uncharacterized. The coding region runs from base 77 to 253 and encodes 58 amino acids. The record is from RefSeq and is a predicted model, not a curated record. Lineage: Eukaryota; Fungi; Ascomycota; Sordariomycetes; Hypocreales; Bionectriaceae. The transcript has a single exon.